Molecule: messenger RNA, 3820 nt
Organism: Pteropus alecto (black flying fox)
Lineage: Eukaryota; Metazoa; Chordata; Mammalia; Chiroptera; Pteropodidae
Gene: SLC19A2
Product: solute carrier family 19 member 2
Exons: 6
Coding region: 82-1566 (494 amino acids)
Biological process (GO): vitamin transport; transmembrane transport
Cellular component (GO): plasma membrane
Molecular function (GO): vitamin transmembrane transporter activity
Source: RefSeq, a predicted model, not a curated record
CUGUGGCAGCGCUUGAACCGCACCACAGUUGGCGGAGGAGCCAGAAGGGGCCGGCCUGGGCCCCCGUUCCUCACGGCCCGGAUGGAUGCGCCCCGCCCGGUGUUCCGGCGGCAGGCGGCCGCCAGGCUCCUGCGGACGGCCAGGGUCCCCCGCGAGUGCUGGGUUUUGCCCACCGCGCUGCUCUGCGCCUAUGGCUUCUUCGCCAGUCUCCGGCCGUCCGAGCCGUUCCUGACCCCCUACCUGCUGGGGCCAGACAAGAACCUGACGGAGAGGGAGGUCUUCAAUGAAAUUUAUCCAGUGUGGACUUAUUCUUACCUGGUGCUGCUGUUUCCUGUGUUUCUUGCCACAGACUACCUCCGUUACAAACCCGUGAUUCUGCUGCAGGGGCUCAGCCUUAUUGUGACAUGGUUUAUGCUGCUCUAUGCCCAGGGACUGCUGGCCAUUCAGUUCCUGGAAUUCUUCUACGGUGUUGCCACGGCCACUGAAAUUGCCUACUACUCUUAUGUGUACAGUGUGGUGGACCUGAGCCUGUACCAGAAAGUCACAAGCUACUGUCGAAGUGCCACCUUGCUGGGCUUCACAGUAGGCUCUGUCGUAGGGCAGAUCCUCGUCUCAGUGGCAGGCUGGUCCCUGUUCAGCCUUAAUGUCAUCUCUCUUACCUCUGUCUCCGUGGCUUUCGCCGUGGCCUGGUUUCUGCCUAUGCCACAGAAGAGCCUUUUUUUCCACCACGUUCAUUCCAUCUGCCAGGGAGUGAAUGGUAUCAAGAUACAAAACGGUGGCAUUGUUACUGACACCUCAGCUUCGAAUCACCUUCCCAGGUGGGAGGAUGUUGAGUCAAAAAUCCCUCUAAAUGUGGAGGAGACUCCCAUAGAGGAAGCGGAGCUGAAGCCAGACCGUGCUCUGGUGCUGAAGGCGCUAUGGGAUGACUUCCUGACGUGCUACUCCCGUCGCCCUCUGCUCUGCUGGUCGGCGUGGUGGGCCCUCUCCACCUGCGGCUAUUUCCUGGUUGUGAACUACACACAGGGCCUGUGGGAGCAGGUGAUGCCCUCUCGUCAUGCCGCUGUCUAUAACGGCGGCGUGGAGGCCGUGUCAACCUUACUCGGUGCUGUUGCUGUGUUUGCAGUUGGUUACAUUAAAAUAUCCUGGUCAACUUGGGGAGAAAUGACAUUGUCUCUAUUUUCUCUCCUGAUUGCUGCCUCCGUGUAUAUCAUGGACACCGCGGGUAACAUUUGGGUGUGCUACGCGUCCUAUGUUGUCUUCAGAAUCAUCUACAUGUUACUCAUCACUAUAGCAACUUUUCAGAUUGCUGCGAACCUCAGCAUGGAACGCUACGCCCUAGUGUUUGGUGUAAACACCUUCAUUGCUCUGGCUCUGCAGACUGUGCUCACUCUCAUCGUGGUAGAUGCCAGUGGGCUUGGCUUAGAAAUUACCACUCAGUUCCUGAUCUACGCUGGUUAUUUUGCACUCAUCGCUGUGGUUUUCCUGGCUAAUGGUAUGGUCACUAUUACGAAGAAAUAUAGAAAGCAAGAAGAUCCGGAAUCAAGUUCUCAAGGAACUACUUCAUAAUACACUGCUGACGACCUUCUUCUUAUAGCAAGAACUCAGUACAGCAACUGUCCUUGGAUAAUUUAAUUUUUUUAAGGUGUAGACAUAUAUUUAAGAAUGUGUAUUUCAUGGCUUCAAAGCAGUCAAUUGACUGUAUCUUUGUUCCUAUAGUAACAUAAUACUAACUGUUCAGAGGAGCCAGAAGUCAAGUUUAUUUCGUGGAUUAUUUAAGGACAACUUUUCUGAUUCAAAAGUGAAUUUGACUUUGAAAAUUAAGUAAGAACAAUCAAGCAGCACAUGGUGUUGUAUACCUGCUAGCAAAUGAGUCUGGUGUGCGAUAGUACUUCCACAUCUGAUUUGCUAGAAGGUUGGCCUGGUGGGACCAGGGCUUCACAGGGGCCACAAGAUGUUACAGGUCAGGAUCAAAAUACGUUCAACUUAUUUUGGUGUUAUUCAUGUGCAUUUGUGUUUCUACAGAUGAAAGCUGUUUCUAACACUGGCAGUAUUUGCUCUGGUUUGGUGUUCUGUCCAAUAAGGAGUGUGUGUCUUUUCUAAUAUUAAGUUAUCUUUAAAGGUUCAUUGUAUGAACUCAGUUCCCAUCUUGACAGUUAUGUAUUUAUGUAGAUUUUUUUAGAAGUACAGUUUUGCAUUAUUCCUAUGCUUCCCAGAGAAGCUCAUUUAGUUAGAAAAUAAGGCAAGUUUUGAAGCCCUGCUAAUAAUAAUAUAAAUGAAGAGACCUAAUCAGAAAACUCAAGCUAGGUUUCCUUGUCUUUUAUUCUUUAGUAUGAGAGACUAUUAAUUCCAUGAUGAAAAGUUAGAAUAUGGGCUAAAGACAACUACCCACUACCCCAUUUCGUAUUUGCAUUCCCUUUUAUUUCCAAAAUAAAAUGAAAAAGUCUUUUUUUUAUAAUAACUUCAUCCCCAUUUAUAUCUUUUAUAUUAUUUGCCGUUCUUAUCCAAGAUAAAGAUGUCAUUAGGAGUUGGAUUAUUCCAAGAACUUUUUCACAAACUGAGCCUCUUUUUGAUUAUCAGUGGGACAGGAACCAGGAUAGACUUGAUUCCUGCAUUUUGUACAAUAAAUCUGCCUUUAUUUCUAAGGGUGGAUCGUCUUGAAUAUUUGCUUCAAAGAACAAUUGCUAGUGAUUCCAUUUCCAAGUUACUUGAAAAAAUAUUAUUCUAUAUACGCUUAAUCCUCAGACCAGCCUACUAAGUGGCUGCUAGAAUAUGUGAGACAUGAAAACUAUUUUAAAGCCAACUUUGUUGCCUUACCUUGAAAAGAAUCUAGGUAGCUGCUUUUAACUGGUGUGUUAACUUUUUUAGAACCACACAGAUAAGAGUGUGAAUAAUAAUGUCAAGAUUGCAAAACUGACAUAUUUAUUUGGGUUAAGCAGGAACUUUGGAAUCAAAUGAAUAGGAUAUGAAUAGGUCCUUUUCUAGUCAACCUCUUUUUAGAUGUAGAGAAAGGAAAAGAACACUGAGGAGGAGAAGGGGAAGUGAUGUCAUAAAAGCAGCCUCUAAUUUUAUAUUUUGUCUUUUUUUUUUGCUAUAUAAGGAAUUAUUUACUCAGAAACAAGUAGAAAAUUGGUGUUUGAGGGAUUUUAUUUAAUUUUUUUAAUAAAAUAGACUAUGGUACAAUCAAAUUGUUCACAUUACCAAAGCGCUAUUUCCCUAGAAUUUAAUUUGAUGUUUGUGGCACACAACUGGAGCCUUUAUUUAUCUAAAACGGUAAUAAGUUCAAAUCUUAAUGUGUGGCCAUAUUUGUAGAAUGCUGGACCAUGUUUGCAAGUUGUACUGUAUGCAGUUUUGCAAAGACGUGGAAAUAAUUUGUUGUACUUUUUAUUCAAUUCUGUAUAGAGUAUAAAAUUAUUUUUAUUAAAUAAAUAUUUUACAGUAUAUUUCCCUUUUUAAUCAAAAUUAUUUUAAGUUUAUCUUUUGCUUUAGUAGGACCUUUCAAUUACAUCUUUAAAUCUUUUAAUAAUUUCUAAGACAAAUUUUAUAUUAAGCCUUCCCCUCACCAGACCUUCCCAAUUAACCUUGUCAUUCUAUUCAUUCUUCCAUUUUUUGUGAUCAUUACCUUUGACUUCCCCCUUAUAUUUGCUGUUUUCCUAAUGUUUUUCUAGCAGCACAUUGUACUGUUUAUUUUUCUUGGUCCUCAUCUUAAUACCUCUCAUCUUUGUUUCUAAAGCAGUCUCCCUUUUAGAAACUGAAAGGACCCACAUUUCCUUUGCUGUUGACUGAAUUUUAAAAAUAAAGGAAAUUAAAUCGAGAGAAAGUA